AUCACAGACAUGACACCAGGAAGUCGUGUACAUGUACAUUAUACAUGUACACAUUAUAUAUGUAGCUUCACUACAUAGGUUACACUCCGAAUUGCAAACUCCGCGAGUUCUGGUGAAAACUUUUCAGAAGAAAGUUGUUUGUGACAAGAAUGACUGAGUAAGCUUUUCUAAUCAAUCUUUUCUUAUUAUCAGUGUGGAAAGAGUUCCAUCCUACGGACAACACUUGAUGCCCCUGGCCUCGUGGCUGUGCACAAACCUGGCGAGUGGUGGUACGGAGGUAUGGUAGAUUUGAUAUGUGUAGUUGCCUCCUGGGGGCGUGCUGCUGAUGCAAGUUCAUAAGGGGAUGCUGGUAAACAGAACUGCAAGCUUUGGACGGUGCCUUCUGACUACGCUGCAUUCAAUAGAUGCACCAUCGUCAUGACAACUGCCGGCUUUGUGUUCCUCCUGGUGCUCUUCCUGCAGCUCAUCGGCAACCUGCGGGCCAGCUGGCACACCAACCAUGCGGAGCGGGCAUGGCAGUACUGCAUCGUGGGUGCAGGCCCAGGAGGGCUCCAGAUGGGCUUCUUUCUGGAACGGGCGGGACGGGACUACGUGAUCCUGGAGAAGGCCAACACCAGCGGCGCUUUCUUUGUGACCUACCCACGACACCGCAAGCUGAUCAGCAUCAACAAGAGGCAUACCGGCAAGACCAACAAGGAAUUCAACUUAAGGCAUGACUGGAACUCCUUAUUGAGUGAUGACGAAAGCUUGCAGAUGAAAUAUUAUUCCAAAGACUUCUUCCCUCAUGCCGACACUUAUGUUCGGUACCUCAACGACUACGCCCGGAAACUACAACUCAACAUCAAGUACAACACCAACGUUCAAAACAUCAGCCGCUCUGCAAACAACGGAACGUUUACUUUCCAGGAUCAAGACGGCUACGGUUAUUCAUGCAGAAUCCUGAUCCUUAGCAGUGGCCUGUCCUUACCCCAUGAACCUCAUUUUGAAGGCAUCCAACACACUGAAGGCUACAGAACUGUCUCCUUAGACCCUGACGAGUUUGAAGGAAAGAGCAUCCUGAUUCUGGGAAGGGGCAAUUCGGCGUUUGAGACGGCCGAUCACAUUUUGGGGUCGACCAACGUCAUUCAUAUGGUUGCAAGGUCACGCCUGAGAAUGGCUUGGGAAACACAUUAUGUCGGGGAUUUGAGAGCCGUCAACAAUGGCCUUCUAGACACGUACCAGCUGAAGUCCUUAGAUGGCAUCCUUGAGGGCGACAUUCGUGAGAUGGCCAUCCUGAAACGGACGGACGGCCGUCUGAUCCUGGUGGAUCAAUACGAACUGGAGGCAGUCCUACAGGAGAACGUGACUGACUCGGAUAUCAACAGUCACAUGACUCGCAUCAUGCCGGAUAAUUUUGCCCUGAGGGAGCCCUAUGACAAGAUCAUACGUUGCAUGGGCUUCAAGUAUGACAAUAACAUUUUUAACGAUGAUACCAAACCGCACAGGGGAAGGAAGAAGCUGAAAAAAUACCCCAAGAUGUUUGCCAACUACGAGUCCGUGGACGUGCCGGACCUGUUCUUUGCCGGGGCGUUAUCCCACGCUGUGGAUUACCGCAAAUCGGCCGGAGGAUUCAUCCACGGAUUCCGAUACACUGCUCGUGCCUUAUUUCGAAUUCUCGAAGCCCGCUACCAAUCUGUGCCAUGGCCCUCCGUCAGAUUACCAAUCACAGAACUCAUCAACCACAUCAUCAAGAGGAUCAAUGAAGCUUCAGGAACCUAUCAGAUGUUUGGCAUCCUGGCUGAUAUCAUUAUCUUACAUAGUGAUGGUAUGGAGUAUGAGUACAUCGAGGAGUUUCCGCUGAAAUUACUCCCAGAGCUCUCCUCCGUCACCAGGCUGAAUGCCAGCCAAGUUAUUGUGGUCUCCAUGGAGUACGGCAAGGACUUCUCAGGGCCCGGCAAGGACAUUUUUGGACCACAGCGAGCCACGGCCCUGCCAGAGUUGGGCCACCUCUCCAACUUCCUACACCCAGUGCUAUACUACUACAGUGCCUUACCUACAGCUGAAGCUAUGGCCUCCCUGGACCCGAAGGACAUCCUUCCAGCUCCCGAUCGCCUUCAUCACAUCGUGGAAGACUUCCUGACCGACUGGACGGCACCUGUCAGCCACAUCCUGAUGCUGCGCCGAUUCCUGGAGUCCUGCCUGGGCAGCGACCUGCGCUACUUCUUUGACACGUCCUGCUUCCGUCUGAUCAUGACCCACACCACGCUGCCCAUACAGUGCCAGCAGCACUAUCUGCAAGAUCAAGGGUUGGAGGGCAGCGACCUGCAUUGGGAGUAUGUGGCCCAGAUGCAAUUGACUGAGAAUGGUGUUGUCCGCUCCUAAAAGGGGCGGCUUGGUCUGGAUACAAAGAUGAUGACAUUAUGAAACGAAAGAUGUUUUCACAUUGAAUGAAGGACAGACUCUGAGGAUUUUGAUUGAGUGGAAUUCCAGAACAGACAAUGUUAUUUUUGUUCAUCAUAGAAAAAGAUGGGACAGAUUCCAGCUCAGAAGGCAUAUCCAGCACUUUCUGAAAGUUGAGCCCAAAGUCCUUAUUUUGGAGCAUUUAGCUUUCAAAUAAAGCAAGCGGACUAUUUGAUUGAUGGCACUUAUCCCCCAAGUAAAUUUGGCUUUGCUCACCAAGCAACUUCAUAAUAUAGAACCCAGUCUAAAGUCAUGGCUGGUGAGUCUUCUUAUAUUGCGACUUUUGACACUUAGCAAAUGUAUUUGUAAUGAUAUACGGACUGUCUAUAGUUCCUCUUUUACGCUGUGUCCAAAUAAUUCUGUGGGCAGAAUAGUUGGUCUCUCGAUCUGUAGUUCAUUCGGCAGGGAGUGAUUAGGUCAAUUUUUAUCAAUGGCAGGUUGUUUCACAACCAUUAUGAUACUGGGUUGGGCAUAUAAAACUCAGUUAAACAGGGUCUUUUUGAGUAUGAUUUCUGAUAAUCAUGUGGUCAAGGGCUAAAUGUCUCUCUGUACAUUAUUGAUCAUUUUGAGAAGAGCUCCAAUUUGUUAUACUUUCUUUAAAGUAUUUUUGGCAAUUGUUUUGUUCAAAGUUUUGGGCAAAUCUUGUAUUAUGUCUUCUAAAAUAUUGUGUGUUUUUCAAACUUUGAAAUUAUAUAUCAGACUCUUCUUGCCAUUGUCGGUAUGUGAGGUACAUGUACAAUGUUUCAUUGAAAUGCCGGAGAGUCAGUACAUGUACUUGUAAUCAUGCAGAUUGUGUCACCAUAAUUUUACUUCAGAACAAAAAACAGGAGAAAAAAAUAGAAGACAAAGAUAAAAACAAAACAAGGCUGACUCCCAGCUUGAGCAUGUAUAUGUUUACUGGAUAAACUAUCACAAUGCAGGCUGUAUCAUUUAUUUUCUUUCAAUCUCAAAACAGUGACAUUCAAAACACUCCGAAAAUGGAAGUGAAGUUUGUCCCGGAAAUGUGUGACAGUACAGUUUUAUUUUAAAAAUUAGAAGUUUGGUUACCAGCAGUAACAGGGUCAGAAAGUGGGUCCUUUUCUGAGCUCAAACUCUAUUGUAAUAUAGUAAAUCAAGCUUACUUGUCGAGGCAUUGGUUGAAGUGUGGCCUGAAUGAAUUGUAAUAUGAAAGUGCGUGGACUUCCAGUUGCAGCCUGAAAUAGACUUAGGAAUAACUUAAAGAAAAGUGCCCAACUGGGUCACACCUCUAAUUUUCUCUGCAAAUACUUGUAUUUUUUUUUCAUAAUUUUUCCCUGCAAAAUAGCAGUAGUCAGAUUCCUUCCUACAUUUACAAGUCCAAUUAUUGAUGAGCCCACACUUUUCCCAGGGCUCAGUUGAUGUCCAAAACAUACUUCCAAAACUUGUAUCUCUUGUUUGUUUGCUCCCUUGGUAUUUGGCUGUGUGACCUAGUGGCUAGAGUUUGUAUCUUCCGAUCACGGGGUCGGAGGUUCAUGUCCUGCAUGUUGUGAUGUUGGGCAAGUCACUUCAUCCCUGUGUGCCUCUUUACACCUUGGAGGUAGUGGUGGUUAUUAUCUUUAGCUUUUUGCGUGUGACGUUACAGCACCGUGCUAAUAUCCCCAGGGAGCCGAGAUGGUCUCAGAUGUUGUGAGCCCAGUGUGCAGGUCUAAUACAUGUAUAAUAGAUCAACCUCUUUGAAUGACCGAUACUGUGAGAUACUGUGCGCCUUAUGGGUGCUUUGAUUUUAUUACUGUUUGCAUAGAAGGGUAUUCCUCCAUGCUAUUUGCAACUCGUGACGACUAAUUAGCCGAAGCUCAAGACCACUUAAUUGGCCAAGGCCAUAACUCCCAAUGUGCCACCUUCUCGCUCAGUACGCUUGGUGGAGUUCAGAAGAAAGAACUCAAAUUCUACAAACCGUGCCCAUUUUCAUUUUCCCACUUGAAUAUUAUGCAACUUGUAUAUUUUCUUAUGCAAGUUUAUGGUCUGAGCUGUAAUUCUGUUAGGGCCCACUUUUGAAAAUGGGUAGUAUUCCAUAAGCAUACUGUUGGAGGUAUAGUUCCUUAUGCUAAUAAAAUGUUUUCAUAGCGUAA
Acanthaster planci (crown-of-thorns starfish) is the source of this 4526-nucleotide messenger RNA. Its product is annotated as FAD-dependent oxidoreductase domain-containing protein 2-like. The record is from RefSeq and is a predicted model, not a curated record. Gene Ontology annotation, biological process: ERAD pathway. Gene Ontology annotation, cellular component: endoplasmic reticulum lumen. Gene Ontology annotation, molecular function: monooxygenase activity; flavin adenine dinucleotide binding. Lineage: Eukaryota; Metazoa; Echinodermata; Asteroidea; Valvatida; Acanthasteridae.